Molecule: messenger RNA, 928 nt
Organism: Mauremys reevesii (Reeves's turtle)
Lineage: Eukaryota; Metazoa; Chordata; Testudines; Geoemydidae
Gene: EEF1AKMT2
Product: EEF1A lysine methyltransferase 2
Exons: 7
Coding region: 36-791 (251 amino acids)
Biological process (GO): peptidyl-lysine monomethylation; peptidyl-lysine dimethylation
Cellular component (GO): cytoplasm
Molecular function (GO): protein-lysine N-methyltransferase activity
Source: RefSeq, a predicted model, not a curated record
GCGCGGGCACUUCCGGCUUCUCUGCCGCCUGGAGGAUGAGUGACGCCGGGGAGCGGCCACGUGACUCCCCGGGGCCGGGGCCCGAGUUCGGCCCCUCGGCCCUGGGGACCAAAGAGCAAGUUUGUAAGGAGCUUCACACCUUUAUGAGUGCUGAAAGGCUCCAGAAAAGGAACAUUGCAGCUUAUGAUUGGGAUGCUGCAUAUGAAAGUGAAUUACAGAUUUUUCAGGAGAGUGGAGAUGCUGGGGAAAUUUGGUUUGGAGAAGAAAGCAUGAUUCGUUUAAUCAGAUGGAUGGAAAAACAAAAGAUCCCUCUGGACAGCUCUGUGCUUGACAUUGGAACUGGAAAUGGUGUUUUACUUGUUGAAUUGGCAAAAUGUGGUUACACUAAUCUCACUGGAAUUGAUUACUCUCCUUCUGCAAUACAACUUUCUCAAAACAUAAUAGAGAAAGAAGGGCUGUCUAAUAUUAAAUUGCAGGUAAAAGACUUCUUGACUCCAUCAGCUGAGCUAUCAGGAUUUCAGAUUUGUAUUGACAAGGGAACCUUUGAUGCCAUAAGCCUUAAUCCUGACAAUGCAGCUGAGAAGAGGAAGCAGUAUGUGAAAUCCCUCUGCACGGUAUUGAAAAUGGAAGGCUUUUUCCUCAUAACCUCUUGUAAUUGGACCAAAGAGGAGCUGCUAAAUGAGUUCAAGGAAGGAUUUGAAAUUCUGGAGGAGUUGCCAACACCCAAGUUCUGCUUUGGAGGGAGAAUUGGAAACAGUGUAACAGCCUUGGUUUUCCAAAGAAAAAAAUAAGGCCAUCCAUCUUGGACAAAUUAGAUUAGCUGAGAAAAGAAAAGUCUUCACUUCAAAGUAAAUCUGAUGCAAAGGAGAGAGAGAGAGAGGGAAAAAAAACCCAGCAUCUGUGUAAAUAACUGCUCACUGAGUGCUCA